AUGGAGACCUCGGGUGUCGGCCGCGCAGGGGUCCCCCGGGCCCCGAACCACCUGUGGCGGCAGCCCCGGCGCCCCAUCCGCAUCCAGCGGCGCUUCCACUCGGACCCGGAGCCCAGCGAGCGGCCUGCGCUCGUGAAGUCCCGGCGCUCAUGGCCCAGCUCCUUCCACCGCCGCUUUGACCUGGAAAAUGGGUUUGCGAGCAGCCGGGGCCCCCUGGACCCUCAGUCUGGCCGCGUGCUCCAGCCCCCUGGCCAGCACGGCCUGCGGCGCGAGUCCUUCCUGUACCGCUCCGAGAGCGACCAUGAGCCUUCACCCAAGGCCGUGUCCCGGAACUCCUCGGUGGCCAGCGACGUGCAUGGAGAAGACAUGAUUGUCACGCCCUUUGCUCAGGUCCUGGCCAGUCUCAGGACAGUUCGAAGCAAUGUGGCCGCCCUUGCCCAUGGCCCAGGCAGGUACGGAGAUGGGAACGGCACCGGCUCCUCACUGGGGGUCCUGCCCUGACCCGCCUGGCCUUCAGAAGAUGCUGGGCUACAGCUGGCACGGGAGACCCUGGAGGAGCUGGACUGGUGCCUGGAGCAGCUGGAGACACUGCAGACGCGCCGCUCUGUGGAUGAGAUGGCAUCCAACAAGUUCAAGCGUAUGCUCAACCGUGAGUUGACCCAUCUGUCGGAAACCAGCCGUUCAGGGAACCAGGUGUCAGAGUACAUCUCACAGACCUUCCUGGAUCAGCAGGCGGAGGUGGAGCUUCCCAGGCUGCCCAGAGAGGACACAAGGCCCAUGUCCCAGAUCAGUGCACUGCGUGGGCCCCGACCCACCGGCCUCCCCACAGCUGCGGUCCCCCGCUUUGGGGUCCAGACAGACCAGGAGGGGCAGCUGGCUAAGGAACUUGAAGACACCAACAAAUGGGGACUUGAUGUGUUCAAAGUAGCUCAGCUGAGCGGAAACCGGCCUCUCACAGCCAUCAUGUUCAGCGUCCUCCAGGAGCGGGACCUGCUCAAGACAUUCCGGAUUCCGGCAGACACGCUGCUGGCGUACUUGCUGAUGCUGGAGGGUCACUACCACGCCGACGUGGCGUACCACAACAGCGUGCAUGCUGCGGACGUGGCACAGUCCGCACACGUGUUGCUCGGCACCCCCGCCCUGGAGGCCGUGUUCACAGAUCUGGAAGUCUUGGCGGCUAUUUUUGCAUGCGCCAUCCACGACGUGGACCACCCGGGGGUCUCCAACCAGUUCCUCAUCAACACCAACUCAGAGCUGGCGCUGAUGUACAAUGACGUGUCGGUGUUGGAGAAUCAUCACCUCGCGGUGGGCUUCAAGCUCCUGCAGGCAGAAAACUGCGACAUCUUCCGGAACCUCAGCACCAAGCAGAGACUGAGUCUGCGCAGGAUGGUUAUAGACAUGGUGCUGGCCACAGACAUGUCUAAACACAUGAGUCUCCUGGCUGAUCUCAAGACCAUGGUGGAGACUAAGAAGGUGACCAGCCUCGGCGUCCUGCUCCUGGACAACUACUCCGACCGCAUUCAGGUCCUACAGAGCCUGGUGCACUGUGCAGACCUCAGCAACCCCACCAAGCCCCUGCAGCUCUACCGCCAGUGGACCAACCGCAUCAUGGCUGAGUUCUUCCAGCAGGGCGACAGGGAACGAGAGUCGGGCCUGGACAUCAGCCCCAUGUGUGACAAGCACACUGCCUCUGUGGAGAAAUCCCAGGUGGGGUUCAUUGACUACAUUGCUCACCCACUGUGGGAGACAUGGGCUGACCUGGUGCACCCCGACGCUCAGGAGCUGUUGGACACCUUGGAAGACAACAGAGAAUGGUAUCAGAGUAGGAUACCCUGCAGCCCCUCCCACACCAUGGGUCAACACUGCUCUGGCCCUGACAAGUUCCAGUUUGAGCUAACCCUGGAGGAGGCAGAGGAGGAGGAGAAUGAAGGACAGAGUCCCCUGCUCCCUGGUGCGUGUGGAGGAGCAGAUAAACAAGGUUCUCCCGUGGCCCUGGAGCGAGUGGAGCGUCACAGGUUCCUUGCGGGGGUGGCUGAGCAUCCAGGCGACAAGUUAUUCUGGUCCUUCUGCGGCGCCUCCGCAGCUGGCCAGCUGGCGCCGACCCGUCGCUCCAGAUCACCCACCAAUGAGGCCUUCCUGCUUCCUCGGAGCUCCGCCCUCAGAGGCUCACCGGCCCUGCCCCCAGAGCCUGCGCUGGCCAGUGGGACCCCUUGGCUGCCCGCUCGGCCCCUCCCACUGACGUCACGGGCUCGUUUGCAUAGAAGUCCCGCCCCUGGCUUUGCAGGACGUCAGCGAGGACUGCAGGGGCCCGAGCCUCCGCCGCCACCUGCAGCCCGCAGCCGCCCCUGGGGCCCGGUCACUAGCGCAGUCGCCAGGGUCUCCGCCGUCGGCGUCGCCUCAGCUCGGAGCGGUCAAGGUGAGCGAGCCCGCGCUUGA
This is a messenger RNA of Cricetulus griseus (Chinese hamster), 2436 nucleotides long. NCBI's taxonomy places the organism in Eukaryota, Metazoa, Chordata, Mammalia, Rodentia, Cricetidae. The record is from RefSeq and is a predicted model, not a curated record.